AUGGACCCAACCACUUUGUCGGCGAUCCUGGAGGCGUUGGACAGCCGGAGGGAGGCUGAGGAACGGAGGAGGGAGGAGAGAUACACGGCUCUUAUCGAGAGGGUGGGGAUGGGGAUGACGUCAGCGGCGACGGGCCCCGUGCUGGUUGCCCCGAAGGCCCGGGCCCAGAAAAUGACGGUGGAGGAUGACCCGGAGGCCUACCUUGUAGCCUUUGAACGGUUGGCUACCACUGCAGCAUGGCCCCGGGAGUACUGGGCGAGCCAACUUGGUCCCUGCUUGAUCGGGGAAGCACAAGCAGCGUACCGGGCCAUGACUGACGACGAUGCCGCCCAGUAUGACCUGGUUAAGCAGGCUAUCCUCCGCCGUCUCAAUAUCACGGGAGAGACUCAUCGGGUCAGAUUCCGGGAGUUCCGGCGACCCCCCAACACCCGGCCCAGGGUGGUAGCCCAGCAAUUAUGCGACCACAUGGCGCAAUGGCUGAACCCCAGUCAGAAAACCGGGAUUCAGAUGGGGGAGGCCAUUGUGAUGGAACAAUUCUGCCAUGUGGUCGGGGCUGAGACGCAGGCAUGGGUACGCCGGCAUAACCCCACGACGCUAGAGCAGGCCGUGGCGUUAGCCGAGAACUACGAGGACUCCCUGGUGUCCGCCCGAACCACCCUGCUGGACUGCCCCCCUCCCUCCGCUGCCAAAGGACCGCCGUCGAACCCUUUUCCCGGACCCAGGGCCGUCAGAUCACCGGCCCCGUCGGGCCACCCGGCCCCCUUACAAUGGAGGCAGAGGUUGGCCCCCAGCUGGGGUAGAAUGGUUCCCCCUGCCCCGCUGUCAUACCAGCAGCGGGACAAAUAUGUACCACCUUUACCCUCUGCCCCACCCGUCUGUUUUAGGUGCCAGCAGCCGGGACACAUUGCCAGAUACUGCCCGGCGGCCAUGGAGUGCGACGUGGCUGCGUGUCACCUGGCGUCUGAGACAGAGCACUAACGGGACGCUCCGGGAUUACGACGGCGGAGCGACUACCCGGAAGUGCUGGUUUUGUUACCCCCCGUGUUUUCCCGUUCCUGGAUUACAAAAGGAAGACAGACUGUUUUUUGUUGUUUGUUUAUUUGGGACUGCAACCCCGUUUCUCUUUAUGUUGUCGGGUUACACAUCGUUGUGUACCCCGGCGGCCCUAUUGUUUAUUUGUCCCUAUUAUUUUUGAGUGCGUUUGGUAACCGGUUUUUAAGGAAAUAAAACCCAAGCGCUUAAUUGAAAAAGGACUGGAGUCUGUCAUUUUGCACCACACCAUCGG
This is a messenger RNA of Acipenser ruthenus (sterlet), 1285 nucleotides long. Its product is annotated as zinc finger protein 444-like. The transcript has 2 exons. Gene Ontology annotation, molecular function: nucleic acid binding; zinc ion binding. The coding region runs from base 1 to 978 and encodes 325 amino acids. The record is from RefSeq and is a predicted model, not a curated record. Lineage: Eukaryota; Metazoa; Chordata; Actinopteri; Acipenseriformes; Acipenseridae.